GCCAGUCAGAGCUAGCUGUGUGCUACUGGGAUAGAAGCAGAAUCAGCAGCAAAGUAGAAGCCCUCCAUCCCGGCUGAUACGCCCGCACUAAAGCUCUCCAUGGCGGCCACCGACGUAGACGUCCCAGUUAGUGACGGGAUGAGGACGCUGAAUCUGGGUGGCCAUGUUGGCUUCGACAGUCUCCCGGACCAGCUGGUCAGCAAGUCCGUCUCCCAGGGCUUCUGCUUUAACAUCCUCUGUGUAGGUGAGACGGGCAUCGGCAAGUCGACGCUGAUGAACACGCUGUUCAACACCACCUUCGAGAACGAGGAGGCCAGCCACUACCUGGAACAGGUGCUGCUGCGGCCACGAACCUACGACCUGCAGGAGAGCAACGUGCACCUCAAGCUCACCAUCGUCGACACCGUGGGCUUCGGAGAUCAGGUCAACAAGGACGAGAGCUACAAGCCCAUCGUGGACUACAUCGAUAGCCAGUUUGAGAACUUCCUGCAGGAGGAGUUGAAAAUCAAGCGCUCGCUCUUCAACUACCACGACACGCGCAUCCACGUCUGCCUCUACUUCAUCGCGCCCACGGGGCACUCGCUCAAGUCACUAGACCUGGUCACCAUGAAGAAACUGGACAGCAAGGUAAACAUUAUCCCCAUCAUUGCCAAAGCUGACACCAUCUCCAAGAGCGAGCUGCACAAGUUCAAGAUCAAGGUGAUGAGCGAGCUGGUGAGCAACGGCGUGCAGAUCUACCAGUUCCCCACGGAGGACGAGGCCAUCGCUGAAAUCAACUCCUCCAUGAACGCUCAUCUCCCCUUUGCUGUGGUGGGCAGCAGCGAGGAGGUGAAGGUGGGCAACAAGAUGGUGAGGGCCAGGCAGUACCCCUGGGGAGCAGUACAGGUUGAGAACGAGAGCCACUGUGACUUUGUGCGUUUGCGUGAGAUGCUGAUUCGGGUCAACAUGGAGGACCUGCGGGAGCAGACGCACGCGCGCCACUACGAGCUGUACCGACGCUGCAAACUGGAGGAGAUGGGCUUUAAAGACACCGACCCCGACAACGAACCCUUCAGUCUGCAGGAGACCUAUGAGGCUAAGCGUAAGGAGUUCCUGAGUGACCUGCAGCGUAAAGAGGAGGACAUGAGGCAGAUGUUUGUCAACCGCGUCAAGGAGACCGAGGCAGAGCUCAAGGAGAAGGAACGAGAGCUACACGACCGCUUUGAGUUGCUGAAGAGGACCCACCAGGAGGAGAAGCGCAACGUGGAGGAGAAGCGGCGCGACCUGGAGGAGGACAUGAACUCCUUCAACAGGAGGAAGGUUGCCGCGGAGACGCUGCAGGGACAGGGAGGGUUCGGGGGCUUCGGGGGCGCCCAGCAGCUCUCCAUCAAGAAGGACAAGGACAAAAAGAAUUGAUUUCCAUCCACACAGCAACCAAGAGCAUCCAGGGAUUUGUCUUCAGUCUCCAUAGCAACACAAGUGUGCAUGUGUGUACUGUGUGUGCGUGUGUGUGUGUGUGUGUGUGUGUGUGUGUGUGUGUGCGUGCGGGCGUGCGCUUGUGUGUGAGUUUAUUACGUUACAUUGCUUUUUUUGUUUGUUCUAUUUCAUCUCGUCCAGUGUAUGAGUUUGAGCAGUGCAGUCACAAACGCAUGACAAGAGUAGGUGUUCUCCAAACCAAUCGCUAUGUACUGUACCGUAUGUGUCAAUCAAGCACUCAAGCGUCACGCAAUUGGACGAAAGGGAGGGGGUUGGGAGUGUUGGGGCGGGACCUUUGACUGUAUUCUGGCCAAUGUGAUUAUGAGCAUCAAUAGGCUAGAUGGGCUUCCAAAUGCUGGCAUGGUGUUUUGCAUAAAUUGCUCACACCAGAAGGCAUCUAAAAAAAAAGCGUAGUCUUAACAGGAUCAGCUGAGACAUUUCUUUUCUAUUCCGCUGACUCUGGUCGCUUGUUUUUUUUCCCACCAAUGACGUGAUAUGUCAUGGCCUCUUGAUCAAAACAACUCCAGAAGCGCAUAUAUAAUGUGAACUUGAACAGCUGACUAUUAAUGUAAAACAAGUUUUUUUUUAUAUAUAUAGUGUAUUAUGUAAUAAUGAGUACAGAGCCUUAAAAAAAGGUUUGUUUUUAAUAAUAAUAAUAAUAAUUUCACAACACUGUAUUUUCAUACCUUUUAUUGUCAUUUCUAGUUUUAUACUAAACCAAAUGUACCUUUUGAUACCUAUUGAUUUUAAUUGUGUAAAAGAAUUUUAAGUGUGAAAUGGAAUAAGACAGGACUCUGUGGCAGUGAGUGCAGUACAAUGCGAGAGAGCUUACUGUACGUUUACAGCAACAACAAGAAACCCACGAUAUACUGCGUAUACUAAGCUAUAGCACAUCAUGUAUCUAUGAAUUUGUACUUCAAUAAUUAAAACAAAUAAACACUGACAAUACAAUACAGCUGCAUUAUUUGUGUUUUUGUUCAUGAUUCUA
Molecule: messenger RNA, 2443 nt
Organism: Engraulis encrasicolus (European anchovy)
Lineage: Eukaryota; Metazoa; Chordata; Actinopteri; Clupeiformes; Engraulidae
Product: septin-8-A-like
Exons: 10
Coding region: 100-1395 (431 amino acids)
Biological process (GO): intracellular protein localization; cytoskeleton-dependent cytokinesis
Cellular component (GO): septin complex; microtubule cytoskeleton; septin ring
Molecular function (GO): GTP binding; GTPase activity; molecular adaptor activity
Source: RefSeq, a predicted model, not a curated record